CUUUAUUUGGUUUAAUAUGUUGGUAUACCUUAUGUUUUGGCUUAAUGGGUAUUUGGUUAGCAAAAGGUGCUAAACCAUAUCCUAAAUAUGGUGAAACUGAAGUUCCAUUACCUUUAGAAAGAAUCGGAAUGAUUUUACAACCAGGAUUUUUCAUUUCCUUUAUAGUUAUUCAUUCGGUUGUCUUUUGUUCUUCAAUGUAUUUAGAAUACUAUCAUCGUAAAAUUGGUAAGUUGAUCAAAUUCAUUAAACCUGAACAACAACGUCGUUUGGCCUAUGCUUCAUUGAUCGUUGGGGGUAUUGCCCAAUUGUUCUUCAUUGCCCAAGCUAUUAGUGGUACUGUUUACGUUCGUGCCGGAUUACGUGCUUCCACUCAUUAUGCGGUCUUAUUAGCAACUUUUGCAAUCUUAGUUAUGAUUAGUUUAGGUCUUAAUUUUACCAAUUAUUAUAUUAUGGGUCAGUAUUAUAGAAAAUACGUUAAUGGAGAAAGAUGGAAUAAAUUUACCAUCUCUUUUGUUUUGAAAAUCAUUUGGUUAUUCGUUACAUUAACCGUGGCAAUCAUUUGUUGUGUCUUCUACGUUAAAAAGAAGAAGAAUGUUAGUUCAGUUCUUGAAUGGAUUUUCCACUUUUGGUAUGGUUUAUUAUUGGCUUUUUGGACUUAUGACUUAUACCCAUUAACUGAAUUAAGAGCAUUAAGAAAUAAAUCAGCUUCUACUGAAAAACCUUCCAUCAAAGAAAAAGUUUCUAGCUUCUUCGGAUCUAAAAAGAUGUCUAAGAAUGACGAUGUUGAUUCAAAUACUGAAAAAUCAACUACUGCCGUCACCAUUAACGCUACUGAUUCCUCAAUCUCUGGUGAAGAUGAUCAAUCGGUUGGUGGCUUGGAAAGUCCAGUCGGGUUUAAUUAUACUACAAGAUAUGACUAUAUCUAAUCUUUACUUCCUUUUAAUGUACUUUUUCUAAUGUCCCUUUUAUCUAUUUCUUCGUUUCAACUAUUCUUUUCGGUAAUCUUCUUCUUUCUGUUUCCUAUCUACUAAUACUUUGUAAAUAGAAAGCUGGUCUUUCUUUAUAAUAAAUAUCCAAUAA
This is a messenger RNA of Hyphopichia burtonii NRRL Y-1933, 1080 nucleotides long. RefSeq lists its product as uncharacterized. The record is from RefSeq and is a predicted model, not a curated record. NCBI's taxonomy places the organism in Eukaryota, Fungi, Ascomycota, Pichiomycetes, Serinales, Debaryomycetaceae. Bases 45 to 926 code for a protein of 293 amino acids. The transcript has a single exon.